Molecule: messenger RNA, 3031 nt
Organism: Stegostoma tigrinum
Lineage: Eukaryota; Metazoa; Chordata; Chondrichthyes; Orectolobiformes; Stegostomatidae
Gene: stk17a
Product: serine/threonine kinase 17a
Exons: 7
Coding region: 118-1230 (370 amino acids)
Biological process (GO): intracellular signal transduction; protein phosphorylation; positive regulation of apoptotic process
Cellular component (GO): nucleus
Molecular function (GO): ATP binding; protein serine/threonine kinase activity
Source: RefSeq, a predicted model, not a curated record
UGUUGUGAAUGAGCCGGUAGUGCAGGAGCUGAGCCUGAGAGCGAGAAGGCGUUUGGAGUUCAGGCCGGGACCGACAGCCGUACCCCAGCGCGGUGUCCGCCGCAGCCAGGCGAAGUCAUGAGCCAGCCACGGAGCGGGUUGCUGUCCACCGUCCAGACCCGGGUCUGCACCGACAACUUCAAUAACUGCUACACGCUGGUGGGCAAAGAGCUCGGCAGAGGUAAAUUUGCAGUCGUAAAAAAAUGUAUUGAGAAGGCGACAAGGAAGGAAUAUGCUGCCAAAUUCAUGAGGAAAAGAAGGAAGGGUCAAGACUGCCGAAUGGAAAUUAUUCAUGAGAUUGCAGUAUUAGAAUUGGCUGAGUCCAGUCAUUGGGUCAUCAACCUGUAUGAAGUGUAUGAAACAGCAUCAGAAAUGAUUCUAGUUUUGGAAUAUGCUGCUGGAGGAGAAAUUUUCAACCAAUGUGUAGCUGAGAGGGAAGAGGCCUUCAAAGAAAAAGAUGUCAAACGGCUUAUGAGGCAGAUAUUAGAGGGUGUGGCUUUCUUGCAUCGAAACAACAUCGUCCACCUUGAUUUGAAACCACAAAAUAUCCUUCUGACGAGUGUGUCGCCUCUGGGAAAUAUAAAGAUAGUUGACUUUGGCCUUUCACGACACGUCAACGAUAAUGAAGAGCUUAGAGAAAUUAUGGGGACGCCUGAAUAUGUGGCUCCUGAAAUUUUAAAUUAUGAGCCAAUCAGCACAGCAACAGAUAUGUGGAGUAUAGGUGUCCUUGCGUAUGUGAUGUUAACAGGCAUUUCUCCUUUCCUGGGAGACAGCAAACAAGAAACUUUCCUGAACAUUUCCCAGUUAAAUCUCAGCUUUACAGAAGACGAUUUUGAGAACAUCUCCAAAAAGGCUAUAGACUUCAUCAAGACAUUGCUUGUUAAGGACCCUGAAGAGCGAGCUUUAGCUGAGGAGUGCCUCAGGCAUCCAUGGUUGGCAUAUGAAUGCGAUGAAACAGAAUUUGUCUCUGAAGCUUCAACCAAUGCACUUGAAUCUAUAGCUUCGGAAGAAUCAGAAGCGCAAAGCCAAGAAACGGAGGAGCUCAUUGUCAUGGCAUCGUACACAUUGGGACAAUGCAGACAGUCUGAGAAAGAAAACAUAAAAACUGACCAAAAAGCCAUCUCCAAACGCUUCAAAUUUGAGGAGCCAUUUAACACCUUACAGGAAAUUCCAGGAGAGUUUAUCUAUUGAUUUAGGAGAUGGAAAUACACGCUACAUUUUAAAGAGUCUUUUAAAUAACGGAUGACUCUGGCAAAACAGUUGUUUUGUGAGCCUUGGAUUCACUACAGAUGUUUGAAUAGAAAUGGUUUAAUGCCUACAUGCCAAGCACUGUUGUGCCAUGCUUCUGAUAUAAUAUGUGAACAAUGUUCAAAGUUAAUCCAAGCAGAGAGCAAUAAGGGAUGGUGAUAAAUGAAACACUUUCCUUCAAUACAGAGCUGAUACUUAUUUCACAAAACAUGACUAGUAGAGCAUUAUGGGGAAUAUCCAAUCUAUUUGCACAAUUGGUGGCGGGAGGGGGGGGGCGGGUAGAAAGUAGUAGAUGUAGAUUGAUCCUUUAAGCCAUUGUACUGUCAGCAAUAAAAUUAAAGUGUGCAGUUCUUGUGAAUAAUGCACUUUGACAUUUAGUUUGAUUCCUAAAAAUAUCUGUUCCCUAAAAUAUUACAGCAAGCUAUAAUUACAAAUAACACACAUUGGGGUUUUGUUUUGCUAAGUAGAAUUAUUUGCUACAUUCCUUUUUUCUUUUUAAGCAUGUAUGAAUUAAUUAUACAAAUCAAAGGUUAAUUUCUUUGACCUUUUCUUAAACUUGAUUGAUUUCACUUUUUUGAAUAAUUAUGUUGUAUUUGUAAUGUAUUUUUUAUGUUUGAGUAUUUUUGUGAUCAGAAUCAAAUGUGUAAAUUUCCCAGAAUGAGGUGAACUUGUUCAGGAACAUUUCUGCACAAUGGACAGUGAUAGAUAUUACUCUGUUGGUGCCUUACAGACUUGAAAUUUAUAUGGUAUUCAUUAUGCACAGGACUGCAAAAUUAAUUUUGUUAAAUGUACAUUUUAAAGAUAAUCUGGUUAACAGUAAACAAUGUUAGCUUUCUAAUUAAUUACAAGGCUACUAAAGUGAUGCAUUUGAGAAUCCAUUUUUGAAAAAAAACAUUAAAUUAUCCACAUCCCAGUAUGUAGUCAGCAGAAUAGAGGACCAUUAUAUUGCACCAAGUGAUUCAGUCACUGAUCUCGAGGAAAUAGAAUGGGUUCAGUAGUUAACGAACAGAACUAAGUUCUGGGUAACAUGUUAUGGUCGUGCCAGGUUAUUAUAUUUAGUAUUUUACAUCAAUUUAAAAAAGUCUACAGCACAAAAAUGUACAUUUUCACAAGACAAAAUCUCCAUUUUUAAAAAAAAUCUCAGGGAUCCCUGAAUAUCGCCGUAUAUUUUAAUUGACUUUUUUUUACUGAGAAUUUUUUUCUUAAUCUUAGUCUUGCUUCUUAAAUUCAUGCUGCACCCAUUUUCUGUAAUUUCUUUCCCCAUCCCUCAAUAAAUUACUGCACAAUUAAUAUAAAUAUUAACUUUUGGUUAAAAUAUGUAUUAUUGGCCUUUUAAGGGCUAAUGAAAUAGAUGAAAGCAAUGCCAAGCUGCUUCUAGGCCUUUAAGUGGGUAUCCAAGUGCAUUGUGGCUUCACUCAGUCAACGGAAUUCAUCUGAAAAUGGUGCUAAAUGGAACACAACUUCAGCUAACUGAACAAGCCUGUAGCUACUAAUGAUCUCUUGUUCUUGUUUCUGCAUCUAAAUUGUUAGCCAGUAUUCUUGACAGAAAUUUCUUUCUGGUGCGUUUGAAGUUUCCAUUGCCAUGUUUUCAGCCUAAAUUUGACAGUGUUACCUUUGUGUUCAGAAGUAUGCCGUAAACUUAACAACUGCUAGCCAAUCCUUUUACCCAUAGUGGUUUUUUUUUGGGGGGGAGGUGGUGUUGUACCUCUAUGGUAAAGAUGUACAUAUUCCUUUAAUAAACAUA